This is a messenger RNA of Xiphophorus maculatus (southern platyfish), 4008 nucleotides long. RefSeq names its product myelin transcription factor 1-like protein (gene myt1la). The record is from RefSeq and is a predicted model, not a curated record. Lineage: Eukaryota; Metazoa; Chordata; Actinopteri; Cyprinodontiformes; Poeciliidae. Gene Ontology annotation, cellular component: nucleus. The transcript has 24 exons. The coding region runs from base 283 to 3918 and encodes 1211 amino acids. Gene Ontology annotation, biological process: regulation of transcription by RNA polymerase II. Gene Ontology annotation, molecular function: DNA-binding transcription factor activity, RNA polymerase II-specific; RNA polymerase II cis-regulatory region sequence-specific DNA binding; zinc ion binding.
GAGGAGGAGGAGGAGGAAGGCUGAAUGCGCCUCCUGACUGCGCGCCGUCCUCGACACAUAAAGACAGGAGAAGAUCCGGAGACUGAGAGUGAAGGCAUGGCCCAGCGUCACAAAGGAUUCGGAGCGGAGUGGAGACCUUGACAGAAAGAGGCUGCAGACUCCAGAGGAAGAGGAGAGGAGGAAGAGCUUGCCAUGGCUCUGGAGGACGGAGUGUGACGCAUCGCUGGGCGUGAAGAGUCCUCAGCAGCAGAAAGCGGACGGCGCCACCGCAGCUACAGCCAGAUGGAGGCUGAGAAACGCCAUCGUACCCGGUCCAAAGGAGUUCGAGCUGCGGUGGAUGCAGUGACUCAGGAGUUAUUCAGCUGUCCGAUCCCUGGAUGUGACGGCAGUGGUCAUGUCAGCGGGAAGUAUGCCAGACACCGCAGCGUCUACGGCUGUCCGCUGGCCAAGAAGAGGAGGACUCUGGACAAACAGACCCCGGAACCGGCAGCAAAGAGGAGGCCCUUCAUUGCUUCCUGCCUGGGAGAGGAAGAAGAAGAGGAGGAAGAAGAGGAGGAGCAGGGGGGUGGAGCCUUCAGCAGCUAUGAAACCAUAGAGGUAGGACAGGAGAGGAAGGAGCAGGGAGAGGAAGACGAGGAGGAGGAGUUCUCCGAGGACAACGAGGAGCAUGGAGAGGAGGAAGAGGAGGGGAUUGCAUUGGAGAGUUCAGACACGAGAGAAAGAGGAGAGCAAGCGGAGGAAGAGGAGGAGGGGAUGGACGAGGAUGAAGAUGAUGGUGACGAUGAGGAAGAGCCGGAGGAUGAGGUAGAGGAAGAAGAGGACGAGGAAGGGGAGCAGACUCUGCUUCAGGAGAACCAGUACAAACCCAGCGGACAAUCAAAGCUCCACCCCGUCCACAAGGACAACAACAACAACAGCUGCGCCAUCAGAAACGCCCCCAAAGAAGAGUACGAGAACUACGACGAGCUUGUGGCCAAGUCGCUGCUCAACCUCGGUAAGAUCGCAGAAGACGCCGCCUACCAGGCCGUGACUGAGUCCGAGAUGAACAGCAACUCGUCCAACAGCGCCGGGGAGGAAGACGAUGACGAUGAUGACGGCAGCGAGCCGGACGACAGGCAGGGCGACCUGAGCGUGGACCUGGACAGCGAUGUGGUCAGAGAGACUGUGGACUCUCUGAAGCUCCUGGCUCAGGGUCACGGCGCCAUGCUGCCUGAAGACGGAUACCCAGAGAGUGCUGUGGUGAAUGAUGGGCGGGGGCUGGGGGUCAGGGGUCAAACGGAGGGAGCUGGGGAGGAGGUAUGUCUCAGCAGUCUGGAGUGUCUGAGGAACCAAUGCUUUGAUCUGGCCCGAAAAUUGAGCGAGACGCCACCGUCGGACCGACCCGCCCUGCACAGUAACUACGUUCAACAAGCAGUGGACCAGCAGGUGCUGCAACACCUGAACAGGUACGACAGCUAUCCAACCGGAGUUCAGGAAGACGCCAGGCCUCUGGAGCGGAGCUACUCUGAGAUGUUGAACCUGAUGAAGCUGGAGGAGCAACUGAGUCCAGCAUCCAGAGGCUACAGCUGCAGCCAGGAGGGCGACGAGGACACCACCUCUGUAGCUUCAGACCGCUCCGACGACACGUUCGACAUGGCCAAGGGAAACCUGUCGCUGCUGGAGAAGGCCAUCGCCCUGGAGUCCGAGAGGGCAAAGGUGAUGAGGGACCGGAUGGUGACUGAGCACGCCACGCCCCGCCGGGACCAGCACAGCCCCAGGCUUAGCAUGGCCGCUGAGGAACGCAAGUCCAGGAUGCACCCGGAUGGGCUGAAGAGGGCGUACUACCCUAAAGAUUCUUCCAGAGGAGAGAAGAAGGAGAGCAAGUGUCCGACGCCGGGCUGCGACGGAACGGGUCAUGUGACGGGUCUGUACCCGCACCACCGCAGCCUGUCCGGGUGUCCUCACAAAGACCGGGUCCCGCCUGAAAUCCUUGCCAUGUAUGAAAAUGUGUUAAAGUGUCCGACUCCUGGCUGCUCUGGACGGGGGCAUGUCAAUAGCAACAGGAACUCCCACCGCAGUCUGUCCGGCUGUCCCAUCGCUGCCGCAGAGAAGAUGGCCAAGGUCCACGAGAAAACCUUCACUGCCGACGCCGGCGCCAAGACCAAUCAGACGUCAGACAGAGUCCUCAGGCCGAUGUGUUUCGUCAAGCAGCUGGAGAUUCCUCAGUACGGCUUCAAGAACAACGUUCCCACCAGCACGCCGCGCUCCAACCUCACCAAGGAGCUGGAGAAAUACUCCAAGACCAGCUACGACUACGCCGGCUACGAUGGCCAGCAGCCCGGCUACGGCAAGAGAGGCCCCGCCCCCAAAGCCCUGCAGGGGCGAGACCUCUCUCCGAAGGGAUACGACGUCUCCGGCACUGCAGCGAAGCGGUACUGCAAGACGUCGAGCCCGGCCAGCAGCACCACCAGCUACGCCCCCAGCAGCAGCAGCAGCCUGAGCGGCGGCGGCGGCGGCGGGGGGGGCAGCAGCGCCAGCAGCACCUGCAGCAAGAGCAGCUUCGACUACACCCACGACAUGGAGGCCGCCCACAUGGCCGCCACCGCCAUCCUCAACCUGUCCACCCGCUGCCGGGAGCUGCCCAACGCCCUGGGCGCGAAGCCCCAUGAGCUGCUGGCCCAGAGCCCGGGGGCAGAGGAUGACGGGCCGGCGGAGCCGUCCGGUGCGCCCGGCGGGCCGGAGGGUGGCGGCACGGUGCUGACCCCGCUGCAGCCCAUGUCGCCGCAGCGCCAGGCUCUGCUCAGCAGCCGCUGCUUCCAGCUGGACGCCGACUGCUGGGAGCUGCCGGUGGAUUUCACCAAACGGCCCGGAGAUGAGCCGGAGCUCAGAGAGCAGACUGACGAUCUGGACCCGUUCCAGGAGCUGCUGGACGAGCCGCGGUUCCCGGCCGAGGUGACGGCGCCCAGCCCCAAGCACCACAAGUUCCCGCCCUGCAAGGAGGGCAAGAAGGAGCUGAUGAGUCUGUCCAGCUGCCAGAUCGCCGAUAAGAACAUUCGUGGUUUGAUGUCGUCCAAUUCGCAGGAACUGAAGUGUCCCACUCCUGGCUGUGACGGAUCGGGACACAUCACGGGGAAUUAUGCCUCCCACAGGAGUCUCUCCGGCUGUCCUCGAGCCAAGAAGAGCGGCGUGAAAAUCCUCCACAGCAAAGAGGAGAAGGACGAGCAGGAACCCAUCAAGUGUCCGGUCCCCGGCUGCGACGGACAGGGUCAUGUGACGGGGAAGUACGCCUCCCACCGCAGCGCGUCAGGCUGCCCCCUGGCGGCCAAGAGGCAGAAAGACAGCUACAUGAACGGCUCGCAGUUCGUCUGGAAGGCCGGGAAGACGGACGGGAUGACGUGUCCGACGCCAGGCUGCGACGGCUCAGGACACGUCAGCGGCAGCUUCCUGACCCACCGCAGUCUCUCCGGUUGUCCCCGCACCUCCUCGGCCAUGAAGAAAGCCCGGAUGAGCAGCGCGGACAUGCUGACAAUCAAACAAAGAGCGAGCAAAGGAAUAGAAAACGAUGAAGAAAUUAAACAAUUGGAUGAAGAAAUCAAAGAUCUGAAUGAGUCCAACAAUCAAGUGGAGUCGGAUAUGAUCAAACUGAGGACUCAGAUCACCACCAUGGAGACCAACCUGAAGUCCAUGGAGGAGGAGAACCAGGCCAUGGAGACGCAGAACGACUCGCUGCUGCACGAACUGGCCAACCUGAGCCAGUCGCUCAUCAACAGCCUGGCCAACAUCCAGCUGCCCCACAUGGAACCGAUGAACGAACAGAACUUUGACUCGUACGUCAGCGCUCUGACUGACAUGUACACCCACCAGGACCGGUACCAGAGCCCGGAGAACAAGGCGCUGCUGGAGAACAUCCGCCAGGCCGUCCAGGGCAUCCAGGUCUGACCGGAGCGGGAAGCCGGUUCCGGAGGAUCCGGGCCCGGGUCCGCUCCUGUUUCUGUCCUCAUCAGUGUCUGGUUCUGUUCUCUUGGUUGG